Molecule: messenger RNA, 2533 nt
Organism: Musa acuminata AAA Group (dessert banana)
Lineage: Eukaryota; Viridiplantae; Streptophyta; Magnoliopsida; Zingiberales; Musaceae
Product: probable serine/threonine-protein kinase PBL16
Exons: 9
Coding region: 963-2225 (420 amino acids)
Biological process (GO): protein phosphorylation
Molecular function (GO): protein kinase activity; ATP binding
Source: RefSeq, a predicted model, not a curated record
GCCCCUCCCAGCCCAAAUAAGCCCACUUCACAUACGCGCCCUCUCCUCCCACCGACCUCUCUCCCCGCCCCCUUUGUUCCUCGACUCCCCUCUCCACGAAAACCGCCUGCGAUUGGCCUGGAAAGGUUCCCCUGUAACGCUAAUUCGUCGCGGGAAACCCCUUUGUCGCCUUUCUCCGACCGGGGCUUCAGUUCCUCGCCGCCCUCUCGAGCCGUCGACUCUGAUGGGUUUCUCCGCCGGAGUCCAGUAUCGCCUCCUCUCCCAUCGAGACGGUGCGUCGGGAGGGUCCAGGCCGUGAGCCCGGAGAAGGGGGAAGGAGCGGCACGGGAAUAGAGCGGGAGGAGUAGUACUAUAUCGCUCGCUUUCGGGAUCUGAGAACUGGGAGUGCAUUGGUGAUAAAGCCGUCACACGGCGAAUAUGUUACACCUACGGAAAGGCAAAGACGAAACCAGAGGGGCGCCAGAUUUGACUCGUCAAACUUUGACCACACCAUCGGCCUCUCUCGUCUGCAUCGUUGUCGAAUCCAUUGGAAAGGCUUGGAGAAGAGUUGGGUCUCUCUUUAUUCGUCGUGGAAGGCGGAGGAGGCUUCAGGGUCUUUUCUGGUGAAGGGGUAUGGAUAAGUUUCUUGCUGACCGUGUCGUCGUCAUCGUCGUCCCCACGCACCAUCAAACUCCUAUGUAGUUCGAGCUGCACCUCCUUCGGCCGCUGCAGGAGUGCCAUGCAUGCAAGUGCUUGGGCCACCGUACCCAACUUCAAGUUGCAUGUACCAAGGAUGGUAGUCCAACCCACUCUUCUCCACCUCCCUGCAAGAUAGACAUGCUUUGCCAAGCGGAGGAACUUCGCAUUAGAGCAGCAGCUGUUUUGUCUUCUAGUUUUGGAGCGAGUUCUUAACGAGAAUCUCGCCUUCUCUCUCAUAUGUCGCUGGUAACAUUGUGCUGAUCGGUUUGGAGUUGGAGGUCGUUAUGGGUAAUUGCUCGUUUAGAGGGAAACCAUCCAUCUACAGAGCUUCAUCCGAUGGGAGAUCAGGAUCUCCAGAAGUUGAGAAUCCAUUGGUGAAAGAAGAGGAAAAGGAGGGUACAAAAUUGCCAUCAAACCCAGAAGAAGUGGAGGACUUGCGACGGGACACAGCAAUGAACCCCCUUGUUGUCUUCUCUUUCAGUGAACUCAAGAAAAUCACAGGGAAUUUUAAGCAGGACAACAUUUUGGGCAUCGGGGGAUUUGGUAGUGUAUACAAGGGUGUCAUCACUGAAGAACCUAGGGAGGGGCUUCAACCUCUUCAAGUAGCUGUGAAGGUCCAUGAUGGUGAUAAUAGCUACCAAGGUCACAGAGAAUGGCUGGCUGAGGUCAUAUUCCUCGGGCAGCUUUCUCAUCCAAAUUUGGUCAAAUUGAUUGGUUAUUGCUGCGAAGACGAGCAUCGAGUCCUGGUGUAUGAGUUAAUGGAUCGGGGCAGUGUGGAAUUCAAUCUCUUCUCAAGAGUAGAAGCGCCCCUUCCGUGGUCGAUUAGAAUGAGAAUUGCGUUAGGUGCAGCAAAAGGGCUUGCUUUGCUCCAUGACACUGAAAAGCCAGUUAUAUACCGUGAUUUUAAAACUUCCAACAUUUUGCUAGAUCAGUCGGGGCACUCCAAAGAUGAGUGUAUAAAACUGAAGAAGUUACCAAAGAAGAAGAAAGCAUUCAAGGUGAUAUGGGACGGAUCGAGUACAUCUGAAGACGAGGAGCAAACCAACAAAGGCGAGGUGGCGAAUUACGACUUAAUGGCUCUCAACGAUGAGGAGUAUCAUGCAAAACUGUCUGAUUUUGGACUUGCAAAAGAUGGACCAGUAGGUGAUAAGUCUCAUGUUACUACCCGAAUAAUGGGAACUUACGGAUACGCAGCACCAGAGUAUAUCAUGACAGGGCAUUUGACCACCAUGAGUGAUGUUUACAGCUUCGGUAUGGUCCUCCUUGAGCUCCUCACCGGAAGGAAAUCACUGGACAAGUCUCGUUCUGUGCGAGAGCAGAUGCUUGCUGACUGGGCUGCACCAUUGCUUACACACAAGAAGAAAGUGUUGGGGAUCGUAGACCCCAGGUUGAGUGGAAAUUGUCCAGAUAAAGCCGUUCAAAAGAUAGCCAUGCUAGCUCACUACUGCCUCAACCGCAAUCCAAAGGCGAGGCCUCUUAUGAGAGACAUUGUCUGCUACUUAGAACCUCUUCAGAUAGCUGUGGAUGUCCCAGGCAUAGUGGCAUAGAUGAUUCAACUAGCAGCUCUAUGAGAUGAAAGUAUCGAACCAGAGUUUACACUGGUCUCUGAUGGUGCCAAUAUUGAGAGUAGUAGUAGCUGCGGACAAAGACAUUAAUUUCAGAGAUGAAUUCUUGACCAAUGUCUCAGAAAAAUGUCAAUUUUCUUCUGUCCAACCGUCAUUAAGUUUGAAUUGUUUACCACGAUCCAGUGGAAAAGCAGUAAAUUAUGGUUUGAAUAUUAAUCGAAUAGUAUCUGCCAACGGCAAAGCAUGUUGAGUAGAAUUUUCGCAACAAGAAGGUAAAAUUUUGGGUUUGA